AUGGCGCUAAAUGCGGUGAAUUUCUUCCUCGUCGUGCUUUUUGGCUCGGCGGCAUGGAUGGGAACGAAUUCGAUAUGGAUGCAACUUCCGCUAAUAACCGCCGUUCUUCCAGAAGCUUGGAGUCUUCCCUCGUAUCUUGCAGCUGUAGUUCAGAUAGCUUGCAUCGGUCCACUGUUCUACGGAAUCUCACACAAAUGCCUCUGCAAUCUCCAUACACCUACCAUCAUCAUCGGAAUGUUGAUACUUUUAUUAAUAUGCUCGUUCCUGCUUGUUCCAUUCUGGAACGUAACUGCGAUGAUUGGAAGCAACAAAUACUCCGUUGUACUUUACGUGUUGAUGUUUGGAAUUGCCUUGGUUAAUUCUACUUCGAAUGUGCUUUUCAUGCCGUUUAUGGCGCAGUUUCACCCAGCUUAUCUGAACGCCUACUUUGUUGGAAUGGGUCUCAGCUCCCUCGUGCCAAGUCUUCUCUCAUUGAUUCAAGGAAAUAGUAAUUACGAUUGCAUCGCACAUGCCCCCGUUUACAAAUCACCACGGUUCAGCAUUCAAGUCUUCUUUUUCAUCAUUGCUUUUUGGGCUCUUCUUGCAUCAAUCGCAUUCGUGAUUCUUUAUAGAACGGGCGCUCAUAAGAAACAAAAGAAAACGGCAACACCUUUACCUGGAGAGAAGACAUAUCCCGUAGAAGUACCCGACGAAGAAACACCACUACGUUCUGGGGCGAUAAGAAGUGACCAACGGGAGCAAUUUGAUGAAGAAACAGCGGACAAUCAAGGCAAGUCAUUAGUACACGAAGAAACGAAAGAAGAGUCGAUUGUUGGCUUCUCCUACUGGUGGAUAUUGGGCUUGACGGCCCUUGUGAAUGCACAAAUGAAUGGAAUCAUUCCCAGCAUUCACAGUUAUGCGGCACUUCCAUAUUCUCAAUUAACCUAUGGCCUCGGAGUAACGUUGUCAAACAUUGUCUCACCAUUGGCAUCUUUUCUACCGUUUUUUGUACAAAUCAGAUCAAUUCCUUGCUUAACGUUGAUAACGGCUACUUCCUCAUUGGUUACUGCGGUGAUUGUCCUAUUGGCAACUCAAAGUCCAAACUAUUUGUUCGGGAAUUUUAAUGCUGGCGCAGCCAUAGCGGUAAUCUCACCAAUUAUCGCGGCCGGUUUACAUUCUUUCAUGCGUACAUUAUUCGCAUCACUGUUGAGGGAAGGUUCACACGGAAGUGAGAAGCGGUUGUUCUGGUGUGGAGUGUUCAUUCAGAUUGGCUCGUUUGUUGGAUCAGCGGUGAUGUUUCCACUCGUCAAUUUUACUCACCUCUUCCAAUCAGCACCAGCGAUCGAAAUGCGUCCAUUGCACGGCGAUCACGUGAUCGACAUCGAGCACAAUUUUCACGAUGAUUUCGUUGGAGGUUCAUAUGCUCAGUUGAUCACGCAUGAGGACGAAAAUCCGCGGAAAAGUCUCACAGCGAGUGUGCGCGAGUCUGUCCAGAGUACUGUUUCAAAAAUCUCCAAAGUUAAAAAGAAAUGGUGGCGAAAGUUGAAACCGUUGAAAACGAUUUUGUUCAAAUUGAAACUCCUUUUCGUCAUCGCUUUGUAUUCUCUAUUUGGCGCAUGGCUUUUCAUGUAUUUAGAGGUGCCAACCGAUUUGGCGAACAAAGAGAUCCGUUACAAUCAACGUUUCAUCGCCAGGGAUAAUCUUGUUAUAAGCCUACGCGACAUUCACCAAGCCAAUCGGGAGAAUCGAGAGGAAAAAUGGAAAGAAGCAAUCCUCAGCUUCGAGAAGAAUCUAGAUAUGGAUGAGCCGAUGAUUGAAACAUCGUGGACUUUCUGGAUGUCUUUUCUCUACGCGGGCACCAUUUUUACGACAAUAGGAUAUGGUAAUAUCGCGUGUGCGACGACAGCUGGCCAGGUUGCCACUGUACUCUACGCGAUUUUCGGGAUUCCAAUAAUGAUUGUCAUUUUGAAUGAUUUGGGCGACGUGCUGCUAUUUAUUGUGAAGGGUUUCACGCACGGAGUCGGCGAUUUGACACUCUUCAUUUCUGUCAAAAUCGGUUUGUAUGGUUUGGAAGAGAACACGGAACAGCGGAAACGCUUCAAUCAUAUUUCGAGGAAAUUGGGACGAUUUGGGAUGACUGACACGAGCUCGAUGAGCACACUGACAACGGUGGGUGACAAGAAAUGCAAUGGAAAGCAAGACGCGUUGACGAAAGACGGUGAAGAUGAUGAAGAUCCGUUGAAGAGAGAUCCGCCCGUCAUACAAGCUGUUGUUGCAACUUUUGGUUGGAUUCUUUUCGCAUCAGCCGUUUUUUGCCUUUGGGAAGACUGGAGCUACUGGACGAGCAUCUACUUUUUUUUCAUCUCAACAAGCACAAUUGGCCUCGGCGACGUCACACCCGCUCAUCCCGAGUAUAUGAUCGCUACGUUUAUGAUUGUGAUCGUUGGCUUAUCUCUUGUAAAUGUUUGCAUCAAUGUUGUCUGUGAGAAGCUCGAGAUGAUGUACUUGGCGUUGCUCACGAAAAUGGCCGAGGACUAUCAACGAGCUCUCGAGACGGGUGAUCCAAAAGCGAUGGAGGGAAUGAUGAGCGGUUUCCAGGGAAAGGCGAAAUUUCUUCUGCCGUUGAUCAGUAAAAACGCGGGCAACAAAGUGAUGAAUCAAUUCAAAGAGGAGGCGAAAGCGAAAGGAAUCGAUAUCCCUCCAGUGUUGACGAAUCUUGAUCCACAAACGGGAAUGCCUGCUUUCGCAAAGGCGGAUCGCGGUGAUUUCAAAGACUUCAUCGAAGCGGCUGAGGUAAAAAAGCAGCAACAAGACCGUAUCGAUCAAUUGUUCACGGAAAGACAGGGUCGAACCACGUCAAUGUCCCGUGCCAUGCUGGUGAACACUUCGAUGGCCACCGAAGAGCCGAAAAUCAAAAAGGAGGUCAUCGAGGUGGCUUGUCAGGCUUGGUCAAUGGACGAUUUAUUUUGUGAGUGGAAACCGAAUAUCCAUGUCGAAGUGCAAACGAGGCCGGAAAUGGUUGAAGAGCAUUCAUACGGAGCACAGGCAUUAGCUGAAUCAAAUGAAAUGGAAAUUCAAGUGAGCUGGGAUUUGAUCGAUGAGGGGAUACAGUGCACAUCAGACUACACGGAUUCCGAAGUACAAACGAGUCUCGAGUGUGUCGAUGAGGGGAUUCAGGUUUGGUCAUCGAUGGAGGAAGUUUCGACACAGUAUGACCCAGAAUUUCUUGAGGGAAUUCACGUGCAAACGCAAGCCAUCGAAAUUGAGGAACGCGGCUGUCAGUGUGAACCGUCGACUUCGGGCGUAACUGAGAUCGGCACUCAACCCGAGGUCUCGAUGCUUUAUCAUGAGAUUGACGAUGAUGAGGAUUUGAGAGAUGAUCUACCGAGCACACCAACGCAAUCAGUGAUGUCAUCGGUGAGUGAAUGGUCGCUUUUCGAGGGGCUUGAUUCAGAGGAUGAAGCGAUACGAAAAGAAGAGAUGAAAUUGCAAAGGGAAGCACCCGAUAUGUCUGAUAUAGAUCCAUUGGGUGCUGAGAUGGAGGAGAAAGAAAGGAAAAGGCUGUGGUCGGAAAAAGUUCGCUUACAUGAGGAAAAGUUGCGCAAAUUGGAAGAGAGGAAAAAGCAGAGAGAUGAAAAGCGACAAAAGAAACGCGAAGAGUACGAGGCGAUGAAAAAACAGAGACAGGAAGAACGCGAGAAACGUCGGAAAGCGAAAGAGGAAGAAAGGCAAAAAAUGAGGAAUCAAAUUCGUUUCAUGAAAAACAGUGGAGAUCAGACUGAUCACCUAGCUGAAUUCGAUGAGAAACCGGAAAUCGAGCAGAGUUCAGCCACCACACAAACGUUUGAAGCCGAGAAAUUCGGCAAAAGGACACAAACGAAAUUGACUAGCAUUGAGCCCUCCGAGCUGCAAGCUUUGCAAAAGAAACAACAGUCUCACCGCUCAUCGACUCUGACCGCAAUGGGCCCAUCGUUCUCGGCUGUGACCGUCUCUCUCUCCUCACUCCCACCAUCACCACAGCCACCAUUAGCUGGAGAGAAACCGAUCGAGAAAACGAGACAAGACAGCGAUGGGUUGCCCGUUGUCGAGGUUUCGGCCGAUUUCAAUUUCGUGAAGAUCCCCGUUGACGAGUAUGGAAUCGAGGUUUUCUCGUCGGAUGACUACGAUAAAGAGGUCGGCGACGACAACGUUUUCUACUCUGAUGAGGAGGAUAUGAAAGAAAUGGAAGCCUAUUCGAUCAAUCAACAAACACAAACAGAACAACCACAAAAUAGACAAAGACAGACGCAAGUCUCCGCAGUGUCAUUGGGUCUUUUAUGUGAAGGGAUCACUCAGACGACUGUUAGCGGUUUUAAACAAGUCAUUCGACCAAAACUUCCUCGUCAAGAGCGAAUCUCGAUGACAGAAGUUGUUGAACAAGUUCUUGAACAACAUGAGCUGAUUGGAGAGCCGUCAUCAAGUGACCAAACGGCGACAAGUGAAGCCGAAUCGGCAAAGGAAUCCGAAGCCGAAGUAUCGGAUGAAUGGAGACAGAGAUUGUCGAGAAAAGAGACCUUAUCAGAAAAGAAAAGCUUCGAGAUAAUGGUCCCAGAAAUCGCGAUCGGUGAUGAGGAGAUCUAUUUCCAAAAAGAAACCGGAGCACAAACGGAGAGAAGCGGUUUUAUGAGAAAGGAGUUAUCGCGAAAGUCAGACGAAAUCGAGCAAACUGAUGAGAUCGUUCGUUUCAUGGUGACUGGCACGAGUCAAACUGACUUUUCCUAUGAGUCAAAUGGCGCGCAAACCGAGGAUUUCCCGAGAAGCGAUGUGGAAUCACAAACUUUUGUUGAAUGUGCUGAUUUCUCGGAGCAAACAAUGAUUGAAUAUGCGACAACAAGUGCGCAGAGUGUCGUCACAAAAAUACAUGAACAAGCGAUGACGAGCGUCGACACAACUGACACAGCACAAGAUAUCCGUUUCAUGGUCUCAUCGAGUACGCAAUUCGAAUUGGAUUUGAGGGAUGUCGAGACACAGAUUUCCUGCGUCCCGCAAGUCUCCUCCACGGGCAGUUCAACGACAAAAACGAUCUUCUCAGAGACUUCAAUUCAAGCUGUCGUCGAGAUGGCUGAUCGACAAACACAGAUAAAAUCCUACUACGUGAGCACACAAGCCGGCCCAUCCGAGCCCGAAAAAGAGUCAGUCGAGGUACAAACGGAUGAGCACCCGGAUUGGAUGGAAUACCCGUCACAAGCGCUUUGGUCUGACUUCGACGUAGUGUUGGGAGAAGAGCAGACAGCCACCGAGCCGGAUGCUUCAUCCGAUGGUGGACUUCUCGAGGGGGACGCGUGGGUCGAAGAGUUGAUGGGCCCACCGCUAUGGUCGGACUUUGACGUGGUGAUCGGUGAUGAGAAAAGCCAAACCCAGUCGGAGAUUCCCUCAGAGGCGCCAUCGAUGGCGCAAAGUCGUGAGAAUUUGAAUCGACGAGGAGAGAGGAGACGCUUUGAGGAGUUCGGCGCACAAACGGACCCAAUCGAGCGACACGAUCGAGCGAUCGGGACAGACGAUCAGAAAUGGAAGAAGGCCGGUGAUCAA
This is a messenger RNA of Mesorhabditis belari, 5547 nucleotides long. The record is from the annotation of a GenBank genome assembly. NCBI's taxonomy places the organism in Eukaryota, Metazoa, Nematoda, Chromadorea, Rhabditida, Rhabditidae.